UAUUAAUAAAUAAAAUAAUCCGGUCAGCUCCCCUGUCGUCCCCGCAUCUCAGAUCGUCAAAUGCUGACGAGAAAUAAUUGUUUGCUUUAUGAUUUCGCCUUUCUACUCUCAUUAGUCUGUUAAGAAAAAUGUAGACAUAUUGCGACAUCUCCCGUGUCCGCGCGCUUUGUUUUUGGGGCGCUUGAGUAGCACAUGAUGGACGGAUUGACAUAAUUUGUCAAACCAACCGACACCCUCUGACACGGGGAAAAAAAAAAAAAAAACACUCGGAAAAAAUUGACAUGUAUAUACAGUUUCAUUGCAAAUCAGUAUUAUGGUGAUCAUACUAAAUAUUAUUUUUUUUCUGUGCACAUAUGAGGUACAUAUCGCUGCCAUGAAGCCUCCAUAUAGUGACAGUUCUCUGCCCGCUUCACUGCCGUCACGCGACCGCAGCUCAGGUUUUGCUUGCCUCGUAGGUACGCGUGUUUUAAAUUACUGUAAAUUUGAUAGUAUAUCGUCAUAGGCACAGUCCCGAGUCUGUUGAGAAAAGUAGAACACUAAACCAUGCUCGCUAAAUUUGUGUGGUGUUUUUGUCUUUUUGAGCAGCAUUUGAUAGGCUCCACGUUAACAAAUAUGUGACAAAGUCGUUUCCUUUCAUUUUAUGACUCGUUCACCGCAUAGUCAUUACUGGAAAGUCAAGUUAGCAGCAAGCUAGGUCAGGAACCGGAGGACCGAAUCACUGAACGGGAAGUGACAAAACUCAGUCUUUCCCCCCUGCCUGCACGCUGGCUGCUUAUUGGCCACACGUGGAAAUGAGUGACAUACGCCAUGAUUCUGUUUCCGCUCCCUCCCCUGCCCGCGAUGAGGCUGGCGUCUGAUUGGUCGUGUGCGAUGUCAGAAGACGCUGCCGCUUGCUCAACGCCCUCCCACGCAGCGAACAAGCGCCACCAACUUCAUAGAACGAAUCAGUGCAGAUGGUGAUUAGUUCGGUCUCGUUCACCCAAACAAUUCGUUCAAAAAGAACGAAUCGUUCGCGACCGAUACAACACUAGUUUAUACCCCAUGGCAUAUGGAGAAAAGUGGUCGCCGAUGGAGUAGUUGGAGCCGUUUAGCUCUCUGCCCCUCGACUUUAUCUUGGAGUCAACGGCUUUAACCUUAACAGGACGGGGCCGUGUUGGUCACUUUUAGCCCUCCAUUCGGAUUUUUCGAUCAUAUUUACUGCAUAUUUUUGGACUCUAGUGAUGUUAAGUAUUGAUGGAACUUCCAAACGCUUCAACAUUCCACGCUGAAGUUUUAGCAUCUGAACGUUUCUACUUCCGGUUCACUUAACGCAACAUUUGUUUACCCAUCCGGGACUUGCUGUUCUUUCGUGUUCACGUCUCCUAAUCAAAUGAGCUCCUUCAAAACAUUCUCAUCGGUGUCCCACAGGCCUCACUGUAGAAGAUCUUCACCCUGAAAAGCACGAUCCCCUCCACAUUAAACAGAAGCAAGAGUCCGACAUGCCGUGUAUCAAACAGGAGGCGGCACCAAAGACCCUCGACAUUAAAGAAGAAGAACAGCAAGUUGAAAUCCCCAAUGGGUUUCCAAUGGUUGUCAGUGUAAAAAGCGAAGAAGACGAAGGUCCGAGCGGAGCAGCGAAAUCUUCGAGCGACAGCUCAUUUCAGCCCCUGACAUCAAAAGGAGAGGGACGAUCGCAACCGGACGGCCUCUUAGCUCCGCUUUCGGACCGCAACGAUGUAACGUCUUACUCUUCUGACUUUAACAUUGAUGAGGAGGAGGACGACAUUGACCAAAAUGCUUCAAAAUCCUUAAACAAGUCAUCAUUGAAAAAAGACAGUCAAGAAUGUGCGUGUCCCACAGAGACUAUAGAAGAUCUUCAUCCUGAGAAGCACGAUCCCCUCCACGUUAAACAGAAGGAGGAGUCCGACAUGCAGUGGAUCAAACAGGAGAAGAAGCCAGAGAUCCCAGACAUUAAAGAAGAAAAACAGGAAUUUGAAAUCCUCAAGUUUCCUAUUGGUGUUAGUGUAAAGAGCGAAGAAGACGAAGGUCCAGGCGAUGAGAGCGGAGCAACGAAACCUUCUAGCGACAGAUCAUUUCAGCACGUGACAACAAAAGGAGAGGGACAAUCGCAACUGGACGGCCUCUUAGCUCCGCUUUCGGACGGCGACGACAUAAUGUCACACUCUUCUGACUUUAACACUGAUGAGGAGGAUGAUGAGCUUGACCAAAAUGCUUCAAAAUCUUUAAACAAGUCCUCAUUGAAAAAAGACAGUCAAGAAUGCGCGGUGAGGAAAGCUUUUCCCUGCUCACUUUGUGAUAAAACAUUUUCUUGGAGAUGCAACUUAAAGGCACACCUGCGUACACACACCGGGGAGAAGCCUUUUGUAUGCACGUGUUGUGGUAAACGAUUCACUCAGAAGGGACAUUUAGUAUCGCACACAAGAAACCACACUGGAGAGAAGCCUUAUGCCUGCACACUUUGUGGUAAAAGAUUCACCGAGAAGGGAGGUUUAAACAGACACACAAGCACACACGCUGAAGAGAGGCCUUACGCCUGCACACUUUGUGAUAAAAAAUACUUCACAAAGGCCAAUUUAAACAUUCACACAAGAACACACACUGGAGAAAAGCCUUUUGCCUGCACACUUUGUGGUAAAAAAUUCACCGAGAAGGGCGGUUUAAACAAACACACAAGCACACACACUGAAGAGAAGCCUUAUGCCUGCACACUUUGUGAUAAAAAAUACUUCACGAAGGCAAAUUUAAACAUUCACACAAGAACACACACUGGAGAAAAGCCUUUUGCCUGCACACUUUGUGGUAAAAAAUUCAUCGACAAGGGAGGUUUAAGCAAACACACAAACACACACACCGGAGAGAAACCUUAUGCCUGCACACUUUGCGAGAAAAGAUUUAUUCAGAAGACUGAUUUACAACAGCAUAUACGUACACACACUGGAGAAAAGCCUUUCGCCUGCACACUUUGCGAUAAAAGAUUUUCUCGGAAGACUAAUGUAGAAAUACAUAAGAGCAAACACACUGGAGAAAGGCCUUUUGCAUGCUCACUUUGUGGUAAAACAUUCACUCAGAAGGGACAUUUAGUGUGGCACACAAGAAACCACGCUGGAGAAAAGAAGCCUUUUGCCUGCACACUUUGUGGUAAAAGAUUCGCUCAGAAAGGAAAUUUAGUAACGCAUGCAAGAAGCCACACUGAGUAAAAACCUUUGAAUUCUGGCAUGUUACAAAAUACUGUAUUAGCCCGAAUAUAAGACGGUGUUUUUUUGCAAUAAAAUAAGACUGAAAAAGUGGGAGUCGUCUUACAUUCGGGCUCUAGACAUUGUACCCAUUCACGACGCUAGAUGGCGCCAGAUUAUCAUUGAAGCGAUGUUCUGUCACGACAGAUCUCAGCUACUCUCAAGUUUAACCAGUUUGCAUUAUUGUAUUGCAAUGUUUUUCCUUAUUCAGAAUUGUUUCAAGACUACAGUUACAGUUAGACUUAACUUUGAUGGUUAAUGCAGUCAUUGAAAUUUUGUUGUUUUAUCACAAUAGACUGGUUUAUUUACAUUUCAAAAACCAGAAGCCAUUCAUUUACGAAUGUGAUUGCACUUAAGUUUACAUAUUUAAAUGUUCAGAUAUUAAGAUUUGAAUGAGGCAAAAUAACAUGCUUUUUCUCUCAAAUAUAUUGUUAUAAUCAUUUGUUUCAGAUGUACUGUAAUUAUUUUCUGUAUAAAAAUAAUUUUGUGUUUAAAAAGUUUUUUCAAACUUGAGUCUUGAAAAAGAGGGGGUCGUCUUAUAAUCAGGGCCAUUACGGUAUUCUAAUUCCUGCAUUUACAGUGGAAAAAGCAUUUCAAUUUCAUAAUUCAGUUUCCCUUGAGCCUCUUUCGAAAAGUUGUUGAAAUGAUUUUUCAGCUGCUGUUCUUUUUCACAACUAUUUAAUAUAUAUGGCGGAAAACAGACACAAGGCUGAAAAAGUAGUUUCUGCUCUUACACCCGUCUUUCCAAUAAACUGCAGUAUUUUAAGCCAAAACAACUGUUGUGUUUGAUAGAACAAUAUGUCUAUAUGCUGC
Molecule: messenger RNA, 4046 nt
Organism: Corythoichthys intestinalis (scribbled pipefish)
Lineage: Eukaryota; Metazoa; Chordata; Actinopteri; Syngnathiformes; Syngnathidae
Product: gastrula zinc finger protein XlCGF57.1-like
Exons: 3
Coding region: 1479-3197 (572 amino acids)
Biological process (GO): regulation of transcription by RNA polymerase II
Molecular function (GO): RNA polymerase II cis-regulatory region sequence-specific DNA binding; DNA-binding transcription factor activity, RNA polymerase II-specific
Source: RefSeq, a predicted model, not a curated record